GAUGCGGAGACUGAAUAGACACAUAUCCGACACAAGAAACGGGGUCAGUGGCGGAGAAGGAGGACACCUCCGAGUCACAUCGUCGACUCUCGCCCCCCAGGUGACUCCCAUGUCUCUCCCUUGGGUGGGUCUAACCCAAAAAAUCCGUCACUCUACAAUGGGCUGUGGGAGAUCGGGUGAACUCGGAGAAGCCUCUUGCAGCUGUUCCCAGAGCCGAGGAUAGGACCGAGACAUCGGAGCGACUCAGUGACUGUGGCCUGCUCGCUUUUGUCCUGUGCUCCUGUGGCCGGCGUCCGGCAGCUUGCCGUGCACAGCGCGUAAAGGCGCUCGGAGCAGACGAGAAGCUCUCUCAAUGUUGAAAUUCAGGCUUUGUCUGACAGCGCGGUAGUGAAUCGAUUUCCUCAUAGUUCCGCUGAGCGGAUGGAGUGAAUUGUGCAAAAGGAGAGAGAGACAGACCGCAGUUUGGUUGCGUGUGAUGAUAGGAGACACAAUGACGCUCUUGUCUCUUCUGGGUCGGAUCAUGCGCUAUUUUCUCCUCAGGCCGGAGACAUUGUUCCUGCUCUGCAUCAGUCUGGCGCUGUGGAGUUACUUCUUCCACACCGACGAGGUGAAAACCAUCGUCAAGUCGAGCCGCGAUGCCGUGAAGAUGGUGAAGGGGAAAGUGGCGGAGAUGAUGCAGAACGACCGGCUGGGAGGCCUCAGCGUCCUGGAUGCGGAGUUCUCCAAAACCUGGGAGUUCAAGAACAACAACGUAGCCGUGUACUCCAUACAGGGCAGGAGGGAUCACAUGGAGGAUCGCUUCGAAGUGCUCACCGACAUCACCAACAAGAGCCACCCGUCCAUAUUCGGGAUAUUUGACGGUCACGGAGGAGAGGCUGCAGCUGACUAUGUGAAGGCCCACCUGCCCGAGACCCUGAAGCAGCAGCUGCAAGCCUUUGAGAGGGAGAAGAGAGAGAGCGCUCUGUCAUACGGCAGCAUCCUCGAGCAGCGCAUCCUGGCCGUGGAUCGCGAGAUGCUGGACAAACUCUCUGCCAACCACGAUGAAGCAGGAACAACGUGUCUGGUGGCGCUGCUGUCAGAUAGAGAGCUCACAGUGGCCAACGUUGGAGACUCACGUGGUGUGUUGUGUGACAAAGACGGGAAUGCUGUUGCACUAUCACAUGACCACAAGCCGUAUCAGCUUAAAGAGCGCAAGAGGAUCAAGAGGGCAGGAGGCUUCAUCAGUUUUAAUGGAUCUUGGAGAGUUCAAGGAAUCCUAGCGAUGUCCCGCUCUCUAGGGGACUACCCACUGAAAAACCUUAACGUAGUCAUCCCCGAUCCUGAUAUUAUGACCUUUGACCUGGACAAACUGCAGCCAGAGUUCAUGAUCCUGGCGUCCGACGGCCUGUGGGAUGCCUUCAGUAACGAAGAGGCGGUGCGGUUCGUCCGUGAGCGUCUCGACGAGCCUCACUUCGGCGCCAAGAGCAUCGUCCUCCAAUCUUUCUACCGAGGCUGCCCCGAUAACAUCACCGUCAUGGUGGUGAAGUUCAAAAGUGGAGCUGGAGGGAGCAGCAAGACAGGGGAGUAGGUGAGGGUCAGGGUUAGAGCUCACAAUGUGAUCAGUAUGAUUUUCCCCAUGUUCUGGGUAAAGCAGAAAGUACAAAAUCACAGGUGAAGGGAAAUUAAAGUAUGGACACUGAGAACUGCACACACAUACAGACAUAUGUACACACACAUGCAAACACAUGUAAAAGUGAGGGUCUGUUUUAUUCUAUUUAACUGAGAACAGGGCAUUUAAACACAAUGCAGAUAUUAUAACCAUCUGCUAGACGAAAGAUGAAUACAUGAAACUACAGAAGUUCAAGCCUACCACACACUGGUGGAUUUUCUCUUUACCAGCACACACUAGACUGUGAUUGCUUUACUACUGUUUACUAUACAUGCACACGAAUGGUACAGCUCCACUGGCGGCUUCUUCAGGGGAGGCUUCAACUAGUGCCUACUCAACAAUUACUGUGCAACUACAGGAUGUUUCUGAAAAUGCAAUUGCAAAAACACCACCAAGCUUGCUGCAUUUUGAUGAUGCUCUAAAGUAUUGUAUGCGUCUAUUACAUUUUUCGACCUGGAAUGAUAAUUUGUCAAAUAUGAGAAGACCCCAGUGGAUCCAUACCUUUAUUUACAUUAAGUGAUGCAACACCCAAAUAUAGCUUCUGAGUAUAAAACACUCAACCGCUGCGGACUUGAGAGGUGCCUGUUAAGGAUUCGUAGUAUCAUAUUUCAGCUGAGUUAGGCUUCAGUUCAUGCAGGUACGAUGGAUUUUAAAAGUUAUUCCAGUGGAAAAAGGAAGUUUAAAUAUGGAGUAAAAGAGCAGGAGAUCUGAUUGGCCUGCUGUCAUGUCAUUGGAGUUUGACCAAUCAGAACUGUCAUUGCUGCUCUGUGGGCUUGUGAAAGUUUUAGUUGGCAGGCUUUUUUAUACAUCUUAAAUGAAAAGAAGCUGUCUUCAGCGUAAAUGUUAAUUAAAUGUUAUUAAAAGGGGGGACUAUGGUAGUGUGAGAAUAUGGGUAUUUCUCAGUAACAUAACACACUGAAAUAACAAAAAUGCACAUUUAAAAUACUUACUAAGAGUAAAUUGGGACUUGUUGGCUAUCUUAAAUGUGACCACUGAUUACAAACUGAUACCAUUGUAGGAUUUCUCAGUGACAGAUCUGUGACAGACUAAUUUGAGAGUUUUCUGUGGAUAUUUUUGUUUCACUCGCCACACAAAUCCUUAAUCAUGAUCAUCCAGACUUUAUUUUGAAGGCCAAAUCUUCAUAUUUUUAAAGAUGUCUUUCAAGUCUGCAGAAAAUGUGUGAUACUCAGAAAAAAAAAAUAAGGGUGGAAUGCCACACAAACCUGCAACACACAUAUAAAUGCACACAAACACACAUAGUUCUGAAAAAAAUGCACUUUUCAAAUGUUUAUUUUUCGGAAUGAUCAGUUCUUACAUAUCAGCCAAUGUAAUGCAAGAGGGGGUUUUAAGUGCGUAAAACAUAAUUUGCAACCUGACAUUCACUCAAGUUUUUGGAGCUAAUGUGAACUGUUUCGUCAAAGUGGUUUACACCAUCUGUAUCAGGGCAUGUGCUUUGGCUUAUCCAUGUUCAUGAAAAAAAGUACUUACAGUGUGUAAUAAUGGACACUGGAGGCUGCCUUUGACCUGGGAAGCACACAAAAAUAGGACGUGCAACCGACAACAGACACACUUCUGCCAUGAGAAACAGACUAAAAGAUGACUCAACACGAACUGUACAGCUGCAGGCAGAAUGCGAGCAAUUAGAAACAUGAUCUGCUCCUGAAGCAAUACAACUGACGUCAUCGACAGCAACAACCUGUCAAGGAAAGUUACAGUAAACCAUACUUGAUUUACUGCUGUUUUUAGUUCAACUUUUACCACUGUGUACCAUUAUCUUUGAUCAGUUGACGGAAAUGACAUUUCUUUUUGUUUGUUUUAACCUAAUGCCUUAUUUAUUAUUGAGUUUUUGGAUGUCUCCGGCAGAUUGCCAAAUCAGCAUACUGUAUGUUCUUUUUUUUUUGUCCUUCUGUAGAAGUUUACAAUAAAAUAAAUACCCAUCACUUUACUGUGGGAGGCAGUCCAUGAUUCGUACAGGUUCAGUGGAUGCUCAGUGUAAAAAACAACUUGCUGUAUGUAAACUACAAGUAUUAAACAAACUCUUUCAUCUGAAAUGUA
Messenger RNA from Amphiprion ocellaris (clown anemonefish), 3703 nucleotides. It is a transcript of the gene ppm1la, whose product is annotated as protein phosphatase, Mg2+/Mn2+ dependent, 1La. NCBI's taxonomy places the organism in Eukaryota, Metazoa, Chordata, Actinopteri, Pomacentridae. The record is from RefSeq and is a predicted model, not a curated record. Gene Ontology annotation, biological process: protein dephosphorylation. Gene Ontology annotation, molecular function: cation binding; protein serine/threonine phosphatase activity. The transcript has 4 exons. Bases 476 to 1567 code for a protein of 363 amino acids.